This is a messenger RNA of Anolis carolinensis (green anole), 3859 nucleotides long. RefSeq names its product RD3 regulator of GUCY2D (gene rd3). NCBI's taxonomy places the organism in Eukaryota, Metazoa, Chordata, Lepidosauria, Squamata, Anolidae. Gene Ontology annotation, biological process: retina development in camera-type eye. The coding region runs from base 163 to 756 and encodes 197 amino acids. The transcript has 3 exons. The record is from RefSeq and is a predicted model, not a curated record.
GGAAAGCGCAUCCAGGCUCUCCCUCCUUUGGGCUGGAGAGAGUGAGAGCGCCUGCUCGCUCCGGAUCUCUCCUUUCCCAGCAGAGCCGAGCUUCGGUUGAACUUCGGAUUGGACGCCGGUUCCUUCCUCCCGGACAAAGAAAGGGAGCAAGAAAGAGCAGUCAUGGCACUAUCUUCCUGGUUUGGGUGGAAUGAACCCGCCAGUCGCAUUUCCCAGAGAAGCCCCACAGAAAUGGUGGUGGAGACCCUGAUGAUGGAGUUUGGCUGGCAGAUCAAGGAAGCGGAGAAGCAGCAGAGGGAGCGAGAAAAUGAGUACCGUAAGAUAAAAACUGGUGUUGACUACGGCUGGCUGGUUAGCUACCCAAAACACAGCUACGAUGUCAGCCCAGGGGAGCGUUUGCAGCUGGAAGAUAUGUGCUCCAAAAUACACCCUUCCUACUGUGGUCCUGUCAUUAUCAGAUUCCGUCAGCUUGUUGCUGAAUACGAGCCGGAAGCCCCAGAAGUGUCUCGACUUUUCCGUUCUGUUCUUCAAGAUGCCAUUGAGAAGAGCAAAGAGGAGGAAGAGGCAAAGAAGCUGGCAAGGCAGUGGAAUACAAAGCACAAAACAAGCAUCUCCCUUUCAACUUUCAAGUCCCGAGCCAGGAUUUCACCCUUCAGCAGUGAUAUCAAGACUAUUUCAGAAGAUGUCGAGAGGGGCACUGAUCCAGCCAGAAGAGUAUGGAGCAUGCCUGAAUUCAGGAGUACCAAGGACUAUUGACUUUAUUUAUAACAACCAGAUUUUAGAAACAGACCAUUUCAUGCAUUAAUUUAUUUACUUAUUUAUUGACCCCUUUAAAUGUUUUUUUCUCCAUCCCUUUUUGGGUGUUCUUUCUUGCCUCUGUUUUGUUUUGAAUCCAAAUGAACACAUUUUUGAUGUCUUUUCUGUAGAUUUCUGUGCUUGUUUGUGUUUUUCUUUGUGUGUGUACAUAGCAAGCUUUUAAUACAAGACUGACCUCUAGUACCACAGGUGGCCGGCUGUGUGAUAUGUUGUGUGAAAAACUAUGUAAAGGUUAGUCUGUCCUCUACAGAUUGAAAGAGAAGCCCAGAAAGUAAUUGUAUCGGCUCUGUGUUUCUGUUCCAACCAUCUUCCAGAAGAUUCUUCCACAGUAACUAAAAUGAAUGCAUUUGCAGGUUGGCAAAAAUAUGCCGUGGAAAGCUCAAAUGCUUUAUGCCUGAAAUGGCCCAAAUGAUCAUGGGAUUCAAUUUUGAUCCUUUCCACCCAAUGACAUUUUUUCAAAUAAGAAGUGACCCGAAGGUUGAUUCUGGACCAAUUUGUGUUGGAAAAGAAGCAUCUCCUGGGCUAGAAAUCUGGUGAAAUUUCCACACACACCUCUUGAGACAUUGCCCUAGAUUUGUGACCCCCAAAUAUUUCAAUUCUUUAAAAUUGAAAUAUUUGGGUUGGUGUGUCUGGACCUCUCAGGUGUUGGGGAGUAGGCCAGAUGUGAACGCCUAUCAUUGUUUUAAAUCAACCACCCUAUCAGCUCCAGCGUAUCUUGUUGUGUGCCUUCAAGUUGUUUCCAGCUUAGGCCAUUCCUAAAACAAACCUAUUAUGGCAUUUUUUUUUGCAAGACUUGUUUGCCUUUGUCUUCCUGUGAGGCUGUAUGGCUUGUCCCAGAUCACCCAGUAGGUUUUCAUGACUGAGUGAGGGUUCAGCUCCUGGUCACCAGAGUCGUAGCUCAAACCACUAUACCACUGUAGCAACUUAUCUAGGGACUGACACACAAGAAAUUGCCAUGCUGUGACUAUACUCUUAAUUCUGACAGCCAGCCAAGGCACUGUCACAUUUACUCUUGCACAGAAGUGUUGCUGCUUAACAAGAUAACAACUGAAGCUGGCAUUACAAGAUGGCAGAAUAUGCCUUUUUUCGAAAUGCUACCCAAUUAUGGCAACAGUGUCAUGAGUUCAAGCAAUGGAAGAGUUUCUACAAAGACAUGCUUUUGAUCAGAUCUGCCUGCUAAAAUCCCUUGUUCAUCAGCAUAUACAGUAUAAAGUGGGACUACUUUGACCUCAUGGCAUAAUAGGGUAUUUUUGCCCAUCUAGAUGUUUUGACCUUCAGCUUUCAAGAAGCCCCAGCCAACAUAGAUAAGGCAUUUAGGACACUAAAAGUGUGAAAGCUUUGCAUCUAAAAGGGCUAUACAUUCUAGCUCAAAUGUGUGUUGAGGGAAGAGGGGAAUGAUAAUAGUUUGUUGGAAGCUAGUCGGAUUUAUAUUUUGCUCUCUGGGGCAUGUAUUCAUUCUUGGGAAGUAGUUAAGAUGGUCCUUAUGAGCUGCUUCUAAAGCAGGGGUGCUUUGCUAGUGCUUUUGGUGCACAAAGGCAGAAGGGGGUUGGACUAAAUGGCCCAAGGGCUCUUCCAACCCUUUUCAUUAUUUUAAUUAUGAUGAUUAUUAACAUUGAGGCUGUAUUUGUUUCCUUUUUUUUACUUCAAAAUAAGAUAUGUGCAGUGUGCAUAGGAAUUUGUUCAGUUUUUUUUUUUAAACUAUAGUCUGGCCCUCCAACGGUCUGAGGGACCGUGAACUGGCCCCGUUUAAAAAAUUUGGGGACCCCUGUUCUAAAGGCAGUUGAAGUAGCUACCAACCUUAGGAGAAAUAGAGAAAUCCAUACAGACUCUGUUGUAUAGUCCUCUUCACCAGUCUUGUGGUAGGGUGGGAGUGCAUACAUUUAUCUUUCCUGUUGCCAAGAGCUCCUAAGAGCUAGAAAGACCUACCAUCUCUUAUUCUAGUAAGAAGAAAAGAGGAGUGCUUUGAUGCACUGUUUCCAUGGUGCUGUUUCUCAGCGAUUACCGUCACAUUUCCUUCUGCUGUUUUGAAACUUAAGGUAGCACAAGAUAACUUUUUACUGGCUUGUGCUUUCCUUCCCUGUUGGAAGAAAGUUGUUUAUGUGUUGGAACAACAGACACAGAUGUGUACAAAAUCACUCCAGUUUGUCUACAGAUGGAAGGCACAAUGCAAUCUCACCACAAAAGGUCUGGAAUUGUGAGCAUGUGAUCACUUUAAUCAUUAUCUUUGCUUCAUAGGGCCAAAUUUGUGACUUGCGACUAGGCUUCUCAACUGACCCUUGAAAAUGAAUGGGCUGCUCAUAGUUAAGAGUAGCAUAGAUUUCGCACAAUGUGAAGAGCAUGGUAUGGAUCAUUUAUUUUUUGAGCUUCCACUUUCUUCUGGAUUUUGCUAGAUUUAGCCUUCAAAUAUAUAAACAAAGCAGUAUGGAUUCACUACACUGAAGAAUUUUGUAUCUAUUAUCUUUUUUUCCUGAGCAUACCAGCAAAAUAUUAUUUGAUACCAAACUCAGGGCUUCAAAUGUUAGAUCCAGUUUGAACCUGGAACAUUUAAACUCAGGAGCUAAAGAGAAAAAAUCAAAAUAUUUUAACAGUCAGACAUUUGCUAUGCCAUUUUCUAUAACUUUGAAUUUUUGUAAGGUUAUAUGGCAUUUGUAUAUUGAUUUUGCAACAUUAAACAAGCAGCAAAAUAUCCAAAUGUGGUGGUGUAAAGGCUACUGGCAUGUAGUUCCUUACUUAGACAUUUCUUCUCAAACCUUUUCCCUUUUCCACAAGGGAAAGGAAAUCCGAGGGUGGGGGAGAGGCUGUUCCUGAGGAAUUCUGUCAGGUGUAUGAAUCUACGUUUAACAGAUUACUCUUAAAAUGAUAGCUAUUUCUCGUUGCUUCCCCUUUGCUGUAUCUAGUACUGUGUGUGUUCCUUUUUAGGUUAGGGAAAAAUCAGAAAAGCAUGAAAAGCCAUUUUCUAGUAAGCCAUUUGAUCAACUUUUGUAUCUGUGAGUGAACAGGUGUUUGUUGUACUACGUUUUCAAAUACAUUUCUUUAAUUUUUA